ACCGUCAAGAAAAAAGAAAACGUCAAAUUACUACUGGGUCUACUGUGCAGGCUGAAUUUUCAGAGUAGAAGUCGUCGAACGCGCAAUUUCUCUGAUCUAUCUCAAUUCUCAGACUCUUCUCUCUACUUCAAGGUAAUGGGGACGCCGGCACUUCCAAACCUGGGAAAGCACUGCUCCGUCGACGAUUGCCGGCAGAUUGAUUUCCUGCCGUUCACCUGCGAUUGCUGUCAGAAGGUCUUUUGUCUAGAGCAUCGAAGCUACUUGAGGCAUCACUGUCCAAAGGCCAAUAAAAACGAUGUUACGGUAGUUGUCUGUCCACUAUGUGCUAAAGGUGUUCACUUAAUUCCCGAUGAAGACCCGAAUGUGACCUGGGAGUCGCAUGUGAACAUUGAUUGUGAUCCGUCAAACUAUGAAACAUCCACGAAGAAGAGGAAGUGUCCUGUGCCUGGUUGCAAAGAACUCCUGACAUUCUCAAACACAAUUAAGUGUCGAGAGUGUAAUCUAGAUCACUGUUUGAAGCACCGGUUUGGACCCGAUCACAAAUGUCCUGGACCUAGGAAACCCGAAACGUCUUUCCCAUUCAUGGGUUAUUUGAGUAAGAGUAGAAAGGACGAGACGAAGCAUGCUCCCGCUACUUCUUCCUCGAGCUGGACCGCCACUUUCCUCGGGGCAACAUCUUCUGUUCGGGCAAAAGCUGGAGCCGGAAUGGCAAAACUGAGCACCGAGUUCAAUCAAGCACUGCAGAAAGGAAAAGACCGGGGCAGCCUUAACAGCAGGGCCACAAGACAAGCUGGGAAUGCGAGUGGAAAUGUAGAACAAUGCCCACAGUGCAACACGCGAUUCUCCUCGGUUGUGGACCUCGUGGAUCAUGUGCAGAACGUCCACGAAAGGAAGAGCGUUACGAAUUUGGCAGUUGACAUCUGCCCGAGAUGCAGUAAAGGCUUUCACGACCCAGUUUCCCUCGUGGAACAUGUCGAAAGGGAGCACAGGAACUUCACAAGCGUAUAGAGAACUCGAAGUUCAUAACAUGAUACAAAAUCCAAAAUGUCAUAUUUUCAACAUUUGUUUUUUUGACACAACUACACAUUUGUUCAAUUUUUGAGGGGUCUUUUCUUUAUAUAUGUGCCCAUUUGUUUUCAGUUUUUGUGUGUUCACUUAAGUAGCUAUUAUGGUCUCUCUUAAUAUAAACAGACAUCUACUGGCUUCUGGAAAUCUACAUGCUUACAUGGUGAAAGAUCAUAUAUUGGUUG
Ipomoea nil (Japanese morning glory) is the source of this 1250-nucleotide messenger RNA. RefSeq names its product zinc finger AN1 and C2H2 domain-containing stress-associated protein 16-like. The record is from RefSeq and is a predicted model, not a curated record. Bases 136 to 1008 code for a protein of 290 amino acids. NCBI's taxonomy places the organism in Eukaryota, Viridiplantae, Streptophyta, Magnoliopsida, Solanales, Convolvulaceae. Gene Ontology annotation, molecular function: zinc ion binding. Gene Ontology annotation, cellular component: cytoplasm. The transcript has 3 exons.